GGAGGCUCAACAGAGAAACAACCUACUCAUACUGUACUUGCAUCUCUGCGUUCCCUUGGUCAACUUAUCCUUUCCCUUCUGGCCCUUGGCUCUCGUUGUGUGGUUUAUACAUCUAUACCCGCGUUCGCAUACUUCCACGCCCAGUAUACCACAUCUCCCAACACAACUGGGCGCACUGCCAGUCUCAACCAUCCCGGACAGUCUACCUUCGUUAACAACUCUUUUCUUUCCACGAUCCACUCUUGAAGAUGCCUUCUAUCAAACCAGUCCUGCCUCCCCUCAGAACGCCCAGCAAUAUCACCUUCCCCUCCGAGCUCCAUACAGACUCGAGCGCUGGCUCAGGGAAGAAUGAGGACAGCUCCUCCACUCCGAUUACGCCUCCUGCCGCUUAUACUGAGUUCCUGAAAGUCUUCACUCCUAUCUUCUCCAGCCCAACGAGCGCUGAGGGCGUGGACUUUUCAAAGUACAAGUUUGACCGUCAUAAUGUCCAUUCUGCACAGUCACAACCUUCCAGUGCAGUCAGCGGCAGCUUCAAUUUCAACGAGCCAGCACGAUCGGCAACAACAUUACCUCCGCUGACUCCUCUUGUGCCCUCUCAUUCUCGACGAGAGUUGAGUAACCUGCGCCGGCUGCGCAUCCCGCCGGCGCUUAGGUACUCGCCCACGUCGGCGGAGCCGCCUCGAAGCGCUGGACCUCGCAGUGCGGGACCUCGAAGUGCUACACUUGAUCGCACUCCUUAUUCUCCAAUUGAUUGGAGGCUACGCUACCUGGAUGCUCCCCGGAGCGCCAACCCUCGAAGCUCCAACCACAAGAUGAGUGUGCGACAUGUCAUCACGCACACGAUCACAUAUAAGACGACGGAGUUGGAUGCACCACCGAGAGGAAAGCGAAGGAAGCACAGCCAUGAUGAUAGUGAAUCGAAUGCGGCGUUUUGGAAUAUGGUAUUUCAGCGCGGGCACUACUCGGUCCUCUUUUCUUUUGUGAAUAUUUCCCACAUGAAUAAUAAUCUAGAAGCAUACUUGGGCGCCGAGGCGCAACAACCAAUACCUUCGCAGAAACCUGUAAGCUGGCAUGAACUGUUGGUAUAUCUCGUAACUGGCUCUAUUGCUCUUUAG
Molecule: messenger RNA, 1115 nt
Organism: Aspergillus nidulans FGSC A4
Lineage: Eukaryota; Fungi; Ascomycota; Eurotiomycetes; Eurotiales; Aspergillaceae
Exons: 2
Coding region: 249-1115 (288 amino acids)
Source: RefSeq, a predicted model, not a curated record